UCCUAAUCACCUGAACUAGGACAUGCAGGAUGGCCCCGCUAGAGUCCUUCGUGGCGUGAGAGCUGAGAGCUGAGGAUGACAACCAAAUGCACCAAAAGCCUGAACCGAAUCGAAUCCUGAGAGCUAUUUACUGCAUCUAUACGGAAUGCGCCCUCGAAAUUGCUGUGCUCUGGCCUUUCAAUGCACUUAUUUUUUUUUAUUGAACAUGGGACCGCCUCGCAUUCUCCUAUGCUCUUCGUGUUCUAUUCUGUUGCAACAUUGGUAUGGUUAUUGUUGCAAAUUAUCACGCUUCACUGCUUGAUCAGAAUAUGCUGCUCCCGCGACCGAACCCCCAGCUUUUCGCUUCCAUCGAUCUUUUCGUCCUACCUAAGCCAUAUGCAACGUAUUUGUCCGCUUAAGGCAAUGGCUUGGGGGAUUUGCCGAACAACUGAAUCUGGAGAGCAGCAACUGCUUAGGUGUUUGGCAUCUGAUUCAUCUCCUCUCCCACUUUCCUUCGCAUUCUUAGCGCGCUUGAUUACUCUGGAGUCGAAUGUUACUGGCUACGUCUUUCUUUUGUAACAACAUGCUUUCAGCUUCUCCAGACCUCAGCUCACCAUUACCGAUCACAGCGUCUAACCAUCAAGCCUAGUCACCGCCGGGCUCCUGUAGGUGCAUCCGAUGUCCUCCUUUCUCCUCUAUAAAGGUUG
Lindgomyces ingoldianus is the source of this 686-nucleotide messenger RNA. RefSeq lists its product as uncharacterized. NCBI's taxonomy places the organism in Eukaryota, Fungi, Ascomycota, Dothideomycetes, Pleosporales, Lindgomycetaceae. The record is from RefSeq and is a predicted model, not a curated record. The coding region runs from base 181 to 558 and encodes 125 amino acids. The transcript has a single exon.